GGGGGGAAGGAAAGGAUGUAUUUCUGCAUCAGCGAGUCAAGCAGCUUUGGUCACACCCUUCCCCCGCCUACAUGUCCCCCCUCCCGGGACGAGAGAGGAGCUUUACCGCCCGCCAUGUUGAUAGAGCAAGAGUCAGAGACGUGUAAAAGCCUGCUUAUAGCGAACUAAACUACACAUUACGGGAAGGGUUUGAAAGAACAUUUAUCCAACAACCACAACAAAUAAGUCAACUUUCCUGGUAUUUUUGUUUUGGAUGGUGACUUCUUUGAUCGUAUGGGUUGUAAAAUUCCAGGAUAUUAAUUUACUCUGUAGAAUAACUCGGGAAAAGGAAAUGGUGAAGGCGUGGCUGUGUGUGUGUCCAGCUCUGUGUGUGUGGAGAUGGUUCUAACAGGCUGUUGUCUGUGAGGACUGUGGAACACACUCCUGGCCCGCGGAGGCACCCUGAACACACACACAUACACACACACACUCGGUGACAACACACACACACACUCAGUGACACGGUGACACACACAACGCUGCCGGUGCAGCGAGAACGGAUUCAGACACACAAACUCUCCCCCCCCCCCCCACACACACACACACACUCUUGACUGUGUGUCCCAGUCGUGGUAGCGCGCGCGCGUGUGUGUGUGACCACCACCACUAUGCCGAGCUCCACGAUCAGACGUUCUGUGAAGAACAUGGUGAACAACUACUCCGACGCGGAGAAGAAGGUCCGAGAGUCCACCUCCAACGACCCCUGGGGCCCCUCGUCCUCUCUGAUGUCAGAGGUGGCCGACCUGACCUACAACGUCGUGGCGUUCAGUGAGAUCAUGAGUAUGAUCUGGAGGCGCCUCAACGACCACGGGAAGAACUGGAGACACGUGUACAAGGCGCUGACGCUGCUCGACUACCUGAUUAAGACGGGGUCAGAGCGCGUGGCUCUACAGUGUAAAGAGAACAUCUUCGCCAUCCAGACUCUGAAGGACUUUCAGUACAUAGACAGAGACGGAAAAGACCAGGGAAUCAACGUCAGAGAGAAGAGCAAACAGCUGGUGGUCCUGCUGAAAGAUGAGGAGAGACUGAAAGGUGAGCGUUCCCAGGCUCUGAAGACGAAGGAGAGGAUGGCUCAGGUCACCACUACAGGGGCGGUGACACCGGGUCAGGGUUUUGGCCGAGGUUCGUCUCAACCCAACCUGUCGACCUCCUACAGCGAGGAGUACGGCAAGUCAGAGGGGUCACCUGCAUCGUACCACGGCUCCACGUCUCCGGUUCCGGGCUCAGAGUUGGAGCAGGCCCGCCCCCAGACCAGCGGAGAGGAGGAGCUACAGCUGCAGCUAGCCCUGGCCAUGAGCAGAGAGGCUGCUGAACAGGAGGACAGGAUGCGUCGGGGAGAUGACCUGAGACUCCAGAUGGCACUCGAGGAGAGUCGUAAAGGAAAAGCCCUCGGUGACACCGGCUCUGGAAAACUAGCCAAGAAGAAGAGAGAGCAGGCCCAGUCCUCUCUGUUGGAUCUGAUGGAUGUUCCAGAAUCGGACUCGGCCGACCCCUGGGGGGCGAGAGGAGGAGGAGGAGGAGGAGGAGCUGCCGCCGCACCAGACCCCUGGCAGGACUACGGUGCAGCCCCAAAGCCAGUGGCUCCAGUAGACCCCUGGGGGCCCCCGUCCUCCUCUGUUUCCCCCAUGAAGAGCAGUGAUCCCUGGGGAACCAACCCUGCUCCCGACCCCUGGGGUUCUGGAGGAACCUCCUACGCAGGUGAUGGUCGGGGUCUCUCCUCCCUGACUAGUGGUACCGGGGACCUGUUUGACUCUCUGCCCAACAGGAAGACCCCAGAGUCCUUCCUGGGUCCUAAUGCAGCAUUGGUCAACCUGGAUUCACUGGUUACCAAGCCUCUUCAGCCUGCUCCUAUUGUCAACCCCUUCCUCGCUGCCGCAGGAGCCGCCCCUGUAUCCGCCGCCCCCCAGGCCAACCCCUUCCAGAUGGGCCAGCCUAACCCCCCUACCCUAAACCAGAUGAGGGUCAGCCCUAUGCCAGGCCUGAGUCUGGGAGGGGGAGCAGGGUUCAGCAGCUUGUCCUCCAUGGUAGACCCUCUGCCACCCCUGACGGGCCACAUGGGGCCCGGGGUUGGAGGGAUGGGGGGUUUCCCGGCCUCUAUGCCUCUGACCCAGCCCCUCUUCGGCUCAGCUCUGCCCCCCACAGCCGGCGCACAGCCCCCCGGGACCACUAACCCCUUCUUGUUGUGAGGAACGCCUCAACUACACCCCCCCAACCACCCCCUUCAAGACAACACCCCUGGACUCCUCUCCUGUCUUUCCACCCCCCCCUCCUCUUCCUCUCUCUCUCGCUCUCCCCUCUGCUCUUCGUCUCUCUCCUCUCUCUCCUCUUCGUCUCUGUCCUCUCUCUCCUCUCUGUCCUCUCUCUCCUCUCCCUCUCUGUCCUCUCUCUCCUCUUCCUCUCUCUCCUCUUCCUCUCUCUCCUCUUCCUCUCUCUCCUCUUCCUCUCUCUCCUCUUCCUCUCUCUCCUCUUCCUCUCUCUUAUAUCAGAUACUGUGUCCUGUAGACAGUAUUCCUGGCUGUUCUGACUGUUUUUAAUGCUAGUCUGAUCAUGGAGUGAAUCUAACUAAACUUGUACAUCCCCAGUGA
Oncorhynchus nerka (sockeye salmon) is the source of this 2624-nucleotide messenger RNA. Its product is annotated as epsin-2-like. The transcript has 10 exons. Gene Ontology annotation, cellular component: clathrin vesicle coat; plasma membrane; endosome. Gene Ontology annotation, molecular function: phospholipid binding; clathrin binding. The record is from RefSeq and is a predicted model, not a curated record. NCBI's taxonomy places the organism in Eukaryota, Metazoa, Chordata, Actinopteri, Salmoniformes, Salmonidae. Gene Ontology annotation, biological process: endocytosis. The coding region runs from base 648 to 2225 and encodes 525 amino acids.